AUGGCUUCGCAUGUGGAUAUCUCAAUUCGUGUUCCGCUGAACUCUUCGUCUGUGGCUCCUUCAUCUCUAGCCAGUCUGCUUCCGCACAGACCUUCCCUAGAAACAGUCUCCACUCAACCGGUUUCCUUUUCUAUAUCCCGAAUUUUGGGGUUUGAAGGCAACCCCUUUCAGCCUCCGGCAUAUUCGCUACCUCCUGCUUAUGAUAACUCAACCAACGAGAGCAGUAAAGGGAGCUUCAGAGAAGACAACCGACAAACCUACGAGCACUCGUCGAGCGUUGACACCGACAACCUGAGCACUGACUUACACAGCGUCACAAACCAAUCCAGUCUAUCCACCGCGCGGCCAAAGAUGAAAAGGAAACAACGAACAACGUUUUCACCUCUAGAAGUCUGGGAACUGGAGAGAGUGUUUGCACAGAGACCAUAUUUAAUGCCAGAGGACGAAGACGAAUUGGUACAAAAACUUGGACUCACUGUAAGGAAUGUACGGUUCUGGUUCCAAAAUCGUCGGGCCAAGUUACGGAAACAAGCAAAAGCCUCAAUUGAUGUCAAUCGAACCAGCCGGCCGAACCAGUUUGACCAGUUUCCGCUUCCACCUUCACCGCCACCGUACAGUAAAUAUCAACCUGGAAAUCUGUUUUAUCCAGCUUUCCACAGCCCAUAUCGUCCACAGUUCAACUGGCAAGCUGGAUUUUCGCCGAGAAUGUUGCCAUCAUACUUACAUAAGGAUGCGCCUUGCUCAUGCUGUAAUAUGAAGUCAACGGCCAAAAAGGAGGACCACAUAAAGAAACCAGUUUAG
Molecule: messenger RNA, 801 nt
Organism: Pocillopora verrucosa
Lineage: Eukaryota; Metazoa; Cnidaria; Anthozoa; Scleractinia; Pocilloporidae
Product: homeobox protein prophet of Pit-1-like
Biological process (GO): regulation of transcription by RNA polymerase II
Molecular function (GO): DNA-binding transcription factor activity, RNA polymerase II-specific; RNA polymerase II cis-regulatory region sequence-specific DNA binding
Source: RefSeq, a predicted model, not a curated record